Exophiala bonariae is the source of this 249-nucleotide messenger RNA. RefSeq lists its product as uncharacterized. The record is from RefSeq and is a predicted model, not a curated record. The transcript has a single exon. Lineage: Eukaryota; Fungi; Ascomycota; Eurotiomycetes; Chaetothyriales; Herpotrichiellaceae. The coding region runs from base 1 to 249 and encodes 82 amino acids. Gene Ontology annotation, molecular function: ATP-dependent chromatin remodeler activity; ATP binding.
AUGGAGGCUGGACCCGUCAAAGGAGGCAUACUUGGAAAUGACUGUGGAUUGGGAAAGACAUUUACAACUUUUGACCUUAUUGCGAUGAUGGCGGCCAAAUGUGUUCGUUUCGCGAAAGAAGGAAAGAAAUUCGAUGUACGUCCCACGUUGAUUGUGGUACCACCAAGCUUGAUCGGCAGUUGGUAUGAAGAGUGGCACAAAUACUGGAAAAAGAUCACCGACAAGGCAUUUUGUCCAAGCCUCUUCUAG